Molecule: messenger RNA, 1066 nt
Organism: Carassius auratus (goldfish)
Lineage: Eukaryota; Metazoa; Chordata; Actinopteri; Cypriniformes; Cyprinidae
Product: cold shock domain-containing protein C2-like
Exons: 4
Coding region: 317-778 (153 amino acids)
Biological process (GO): regulation of mRNA stability
Cellular component (GO): cytoplasm
Molecular function (GO): mRNA 3'-UTR binding
Source: RefSeq, a predicted model, not a curated record
UGGAGCGUUUUUGUUUUGUCGCGUCGCCUCUCUCGCGUUCAGUUUUGAUGGGGUGUCCCUCCCUCUCCUCCCAGUCCCAUAACCUCUUUUAUUGUGUGCUACCGCCACGUAGGGGUCUAUUGAAGCGAAUAUGUGGACCACGAAUGAUAGUAUUCAGGCCUUUAAUAGUUCUGGAUUCUAAUGUAGCUAUGUAGCGUUAGAUAUAUUUAACGUUACAUAGAUCGAGAUAUCAAGCGACAGAUAUCAAGCUACAGAUUGGUAUCCGCUAUAACGUACAGUACGAGGCCUCAUCUCAUCUCCAGUGAACUUCACGCCAAUGGCUGAUUCAGACAGCACGUCUACAUCUGAUCGAAAGCCGCACUGCCCACAUAAACCUGUCUCACUUUCAUUACCUUUCCUGAGAGAGGGCAGUAAUGUCUUGGAGAGGAAACCGCCCCAAACAGGGGAACCUCUUAGUCCACUGCCAACCAAACGCACACGCACCUAUUCAGCAUCGGUAAGAGCCAAAUCUGGACCCGUCUUCAAGGGCAUUUGCAAGAACUUCUCAAGGUCACAAGGUCAUGGAUUCAUUCGCCCCUCCCAUGGAGGAGAAGACAUAUUUGUUCACAUCUCGGACAUUGAGGGUGAAUAUGUGCCGAUGGAGGGGGAUGAGGUGACCUACAAAGUGUGUCCUGUUCCUCCCAAGAACAUAAAGUUCCAAGCCGUUGAGGUGGUCAUCACCAACCUGUCUUCCGGAAGGAAGCAUGAGACCUGGUCUGGGCAAGUUAUCAGCUCCUAGCUCACGCGUUCAGAGCCCAACAGAAGAAUAAAGGCAGAGAGGGAGAGAUAAAAAGAAGGCUUUAACUGGAGGUCCUUGUGCUGGUGUAAAAUGGUGUUGUGUGUAAGUAGGAUAGGGAUGGAAUAGCAAUUAGGGUUAUGCAACUGUUGUUUUCUCCGGCCUGGCAAAUAAGCAACAGGAAGUCAGUGAGAAAUCUGUUUGGAAAAUGUUUUGGGAUGCAAAUCAGAUGAGCUUUAAUAUAGCAUUGGCAGAACAUAACAUAACUGUGAAAUAAAAAGCAGCAGUGUU